Ilex paraguariensis (yerba mate) is the source of this 1081-nucleotide messenger RNA. The record is from the annotation of a GenBank genome assembly. NCBI's taxonomy places the organism in Eukaryota, Viridiplantae, Streptophyta, Magnoliopsida, Aquifoliales, Aquifoliaceae.
AUGUUGAAAGAAAUUGCUAAGCAUGAGAUACUUAUUUCCAUGAUAUAUUGUGCAUCAUUUGCAUCAGGUGGCUGGAUUCCUGCUUUUAAGCUGUCUUCUCUGGAUUCUGCGUUUGCUGAUUUAAUAUUGUUACACCUUUCCCGCAGAUGGUUGUCUUGCUGGUGUUGUGAGCAAAAGCAGUAUAUCACUCAGGCAUCACAUGAAUUAGAGGAUAUGACUGAUUUCAAAUUUAAACCAUAUUUCAGUGCCUCGAAAUAUACUGAAGUUGAAUACAGAUCCUUGUGGAACGAUGGCCAUUUACCCAAAUCAGUGAAGCUAGAGGAUAGGGGUAGAAAUCGAGAUCAUGAGAGGGAAGACAGAGAUAAAGACCAUGACGACAGAGAAAGGAAUAGAUCUGACAGAGGUUUUGGGAGUAAAGAUAUAGUUGGACAGAAGAUGCCUUUAUAUUCAAGCAAAGAUAAGUAUAUGGCAAAACCCAUUCAAGAACUAGACCUCUCUAACUGUGAGAGCUGCACACCCAGUUAUCGGCUUCUGCCGGAUAAUUAUCCAAUUCCUUUAGCAAGUCAGAGAACAGAGGUUGGUGCUGAAGUAUUGAAUGAUCAUUGGGUGUCCGUCACUUCAGGAAGUGAGGACUAUUCUUUUAAACACAUGCGCAAAAACCAGUAUGAAGAAAGCUUGUUCCGAUGUGAAGAUGACAGGUUUGAACUGGACAUGUUGUUAGAAUCUGUGAAUGCAACCACUAAAUGCGUUGAAGAACUACUCGACAAGAUCAAUGACAAUGCAAUUAAGCCAGACAGCCCGAUUUGUAUUGAAGACCAUUUUACAGCUCUGAAUUUAAGGUGCAUUGAACGUUUGUAUGGUGACCACGGACUUGAUGUGAUGGAUGUAUUAAGGAAGAAUGCACCUCUUGCCUUGCCAGUUAUAUUAACACGCUUGAAACAGAAACAAGAAGAGUGGGCAAGGUGUCGUUCUGAUUUUAAUAAAGUUUGGGCUGAAAUCUAUGCAAAGAACUAUCACAAAUCACUCGAUCAUCGUAGCUUCUAUUUCAAGCAACAGGACACGAAGAGCUUGAGCACUAAAG